Molecule: messenger RNA, 3588 nt
Organism: Nilaparvata lugens (brown planthopper)
Lineage: Eukaryota; Metazoa; Arthropoda; Insecta; Hemiptera; Delphacidae
Product: ras-related protein Rab-7L1
Exons: 6
Coding region: 444-1241 (265 amino acids)
Biological process (GO): vesicle-mediated transport
Cellular component (GO): Golgi apparatus; vesicle; trans-Golgi network
Molecular function (GO): GTP binding; GTPase activity
Source: RefSeq, a predicted model, not a curated record
GAAGCGAUAUGAGUAGGCUACGUACGGAACCGCUGUAGCUGUUAUGUAACGAACCUGUCCCCGUCCACAGUUGGCUUCUUCAAGGGUCUUGUUUAUUUCUAAAUCAUUACUAGUUAAAUGCAGAUUGAGCAGCGGGAUUAUAGCAGUUAGGUGAGUGCUCCAAGUCCGUUGUAAAUACGAUUCUAAAAGUUGCUCCUCGUGUACUUAUUAAAUUUCUUUAACGUUCAUUACCUAUAAUGUUAGAACUAUAAUUUCAUCCGAUUAUCAAAAAUGUUUUACUUGUGAAGAUCAGUUCUAUUCUUUUUCAACCUUACCUGUACCAAAUGAUAGGUAAACAACUUACUACAAUACAGUUAUUUUAUAAACCAAAAUUCAACUUCAACUUACAUCUUGUGUAAGUAGGAAUCCAUGAUGAUGAAAACACAACUGAAACGACAAGUGUGAUGUCCGAUAACCGAAAACUGUUACUGUUGACACCUCAGUCGGAUGACUCGCAAUUACUGUACAGCAGCCAGCAGUGGCAAUCAGCAGGAUUAGGAUUGGACCCAGAUCAAGAGGAAGCGGCCGCCAGUGACCCAGAAAGUGAUUCUUACAACUUCAUGACACAAUUCAAACAACCUGCUAUGCCAGAGAAGUUAUUCAAAGUUAUAGUGAUUGGUGAUCCAACAGUGGGAAAAACUUCAUAUGUUCAACGCUAUGUUCAGAACUCUUACAGUAAAGAAUAUAAAGGAACUGUGGGUGUGGACUUUGCGUUGAAAAUUUUGAAAUGGUCUGAUACACAAACAGUCAAAUUACAACUAUGGGAUAUUGCAGGACAAGAACGUUUCACUUGGAUGACAAGAGUUUAUUUCAAAGAUGCUCACGGGUGUAUUAUAAUGUUUGAUCUAACAAACAAACAUUCGUUCGAAAAUACAUUAAAAUGGAAAAAGGAUGUUGAUUCCAAGUGCACCUUACCAGAUGGAAGCCCAAUUCCGUGUAUGUUACUUGCAAAUAAGUGCGACCUGUCACACCGUCAAGUAGAACAAAUGGCCAUAGAAACUUUUUACAAAGAAAACAAUUUCAUCGGUUGGACUGAAACAUCAGCUAAAGAGGGUCUCAUGGUCAAUGAUUCAAUGAAAUUUCUGGUGGAAGUAAUGAUGAAGCAAGAUGGAAGUCUAAUGGGGAAAGUAAAGAACUCAAAAGAAGAAAAUAUAGUUCUGAUGAAACCUGGUACACCCGAGAGAACGAGGUGUUCCUGUUAGGUCCCAAUACUAAGUCACAUUGAAAAAUCAGGUCAAUAUUAUGAUUCAAUUGUAAUUUUUGUUAGAUAAUACAGCGGACUGACUUCUAAAAGGCUGUAUUGAAAAAAAUAGGUAAUCUCAGCUGUUGAAUACAGUUUACUUUCCAAUUAUUAAAGCUAUUGUAUCUUUUUUUAUAACAGAGCUUAUUUACCAUGUUCUCCAAAAUGUAAUGAUAAUGAUAGAUCCAUUGUAAUCAUAUUACAAAGAGGAGAACAAUACUAUAACAACAUCCAUAAGAAAAAAAUUAAAGUCAAUACAUUUAAAGUACAUUUAUUAUGAAAAUGUUUACCAUUAAUCGUAUGAAAAGUAACUGUUUGGAUGAGACGUUUUCAUUUUGUAAGGUACAAUCUGGAAGGUUCAGAAAGGAAGUUGAUGUAGUAAUUAAAAUAGUCAUUGAAACAGUAUUUUUCUACUGUAGAUUCAUGAGAAUAUAAAAGUAGUUUUUUUAUAAUUUUGGAAAUGUUGUUUUUCACUGAAUACAAUAAUUAAAAAUUGGUUGAUCCUACUAAUCCAACUCAUUGAAUUGUUGUCAAAUUUUGUGACUUAAUUUAAACCUUUUACAGUAGUGAAAUAUUCAAGUACUUUAAUAAUUAGACUACUGUUAUCCAAUGAAUUUCAGCUCUUGUGAGCAGAAACGGAGUACUAUUGAUUCUUAUAGGAGUGUUCACACAAUCAAAGACUACUAAUAUCUGAACACUCCCAUUUGAACUAGUGAUAUUCUCUUUUUGUUUCAGCCAACCCAAUCAAUUAAAGAUACAUCGAAUUGAUAUAAUACAAUUAUGAGGCACAACGGUACGAUUAAAGUAGAACUUUAAAGUAGCCACAACAUAACGUUUUUAGCUAUUUUAUAAUUUGUCAUGAGUUGUGAUUAUUAUUACUAAUAUUUUCUAAUCUCAACAACAUUGUUGCAAAUUGUUCAAAUAGUAAAAAUAGUAAGUAACAAAUUUAUUAAGAGAAGGCUAUUUGCACAGCACCAGAUAACUAAACACUAAAGCUUAAACAGGAUUGACUUAGAAGUUGUACACCUACUAAACUGAAGGAACAGUCGAACUCACACAUAUUAAUUAUAGUCUUUUCCUUUGAGUGACGGUGAAACAUUCUUUUCGAAUAUAGUUGGUGGUAUAAACGCCUUUUCUUUCAAUGGUUUUACAGUGAUUGAGUCGGCUUCUUCCAAGUAUCUGUCCAUCCUUUUUUCCUGGAUACUGAAAAUAAGAAUAUUUCACCGCAUGAGAAAAUUAUUGAAGCUACAACGUUAAAGGACGUUGUAGCAGAGAUGAAUGUGAAGGAAAUCCCCUUCAUGGCUACCAUAUCAUUUACUUUCGUUGCCCGGCAACCCUUGAAAUUGACAUGCUACCAAUUUGUCCAAUAGCUCUUCACCAAUCACCCAAGGGAAGUCAUCGGUUCCAAUUAUACUAAUAUCUUGAUUUAUCAUGAAUGGAUUUAAUGCCUAUGAAUAACAAGUCCAGUUCAGAGCACAUCAAAUAAUAAUUUUCUAAUGAUUCAACAAAAUUCGGUUUACACCAGAACAAAUAAUCAUACAUGGACUGACCAUAGAUUGAACAUGAUUCAGGUUACAAAUAUGUUUGAUACGUUCAUCAAAAAUAGAUUCAAAAGCUUCCUCAGAGCUCAGAAAUUAUUGUUUCAAAUCUAGAUCAAAAUAUAACUUACAAACUAAGAGUACUUAUCUUUUAUUUACAGGUUUUAAGGCAGGCUUAUGGCUUUCAAACUUAAACGAAAUAUUUAACACAAAUUGAAAAGAAAAAUUGAAAUCUACACUUCACAUAUGUUCAAUAACAUCAAUAAAUUUUAUAAAAACAUUCAGAUCUCAAACAAAACAUCUUAAAUUUCAAUUAUUUAGAAAAUUCUCAACAGGACACAAACACUUCUACCAUUAGCCAAACCUUCAACAAUUUUGAGAGAUACGCCUGAGAGAAAUGCCUGAAAGACACGCCUAAAGCUCCAAAGUCAUACAUAGACACGUCAUCAAUUGCCAACCUCACUAAUAAAGAAUACAAGUUUACAAAUAUUAUAUCUAUUAUUCUCUAUAAAACUUUAUUUUAAAACUGUUUUGAAUUUAUUUACCCUCUAUGUUGUUUAGAAUUAUUUGUUACCUCAGAAAUAGAAACUUAUUAUUACUGUAGGUUAUUCAACACUAGUGUAUCUGAUAAAUUCCAGGUAAAAUGUUAAGUCUGCAUAUCGAUUACACCGAUAUUUACUAUCAAGUUUUAUUAAUAUUUUGAAUAUCAAAUUGAAGAUUCGAUUUUUAUUGAGAAAAAAUGUAAUAUUACAAAAUAAAAGUUUGUUACCG